This is a messenger RNA of Colletotrichum navitas, 372 nucleotides long. Its product is annotated as transcription elongation protein Spt4. NCBI's taxonomy places the organism in Eukaryota, Fungi, Ascomycota, Sordariomycetes, Glomerellales, Glomerellaceae. Gene Ontology annotation, molecular function: zinc ion binding; RNA polymerase II complex binding. The transcript has 3 exons. The record is from RefSeq and is a predicted model, not a curated record. Gene Ontology annotation, cellular component: DSIF complex; nucleus. Gene Ontology annotation, biological process: regulation of transcription elongation by RNA polymerase II; transcription elongation-coupled chromatin remodeling. The coding region runs from base 1 to 372 and encodes 123 amino acids.
AUGUCGGCUGAUAACUUCGUCGCCCCCGGCCAGCAGCGCUACCUUCGCGCCUGCAUGGUCUGCUCCAUCGUCAUGACCUACGCUCGCUUCCGCGACGAGGGCUGCCCCAACUGCGAAGAGUUCCUGCACAUGGCCGGCUCCCAAGACCAGAUCGAGAGCUGCACCUCGCAGGUGUUCGAAGGCCUUAUCACCCUCGCGAAUCCGAAGCGGUCCUGGGUCGCCAAGUGGCAGCGCCUCGACGGCUACGUCCGCGGCGUCUACGCCAUCAAGGUCUCGGGCCAGCUGCCCGACGAGAUUCGCAACACGCUCGAGGAGGAGUAUAGGAUACACUAUAUCCCGCGCGACGGGACGGAAACGGAAGUCGACAAUUAA